AUGACCCUCACUUCCACUCCCAAACUUUUCCAGCCUCUCAAGGUCGGCAACGUCCAGCUCUCGCACCGUGUCGUUUUUGCACCUUCGACGCGUCUGCGCAAUAACAAGCAGCACGCUGCUCUACCGAUAUCUAAAGAGUACUACCGCCAGCGCUCAGGUGUGCCCGGAAGUCUUAUCAUACACGAAGGCACCGCCAUUUCAGCCAAUGCGUGCGGCUUCGGUCACGCUCCCGGUAUAUGGACCGACGAGCAAGUGGCAGCGCUGAAAGAGGUGGUCGAGGGAGUUCAUGCGCAAGGCAGCCACAUAUUCCUGCAAAUAGUCGCUGCUGGAUUUUCGUCUCGCUUGCAUUUCCUCCUCGAGGACGACCCGACAGCCGAGUACGUUGGUGCAUCAGACAUCCCACUCAAGGGCCACGAGAACGAUCCUCAUCCUCGGCCUCUCACCGUCGACGAGAUCCAUGAAUAUGCAGAGUGGUUCGCGCAGGCCGCGCGCAACGCCGUCUUUGGCGCUGGCUUUGACGGAGUUGAGAUCCAUGGCGCACACGGGUAUCUCAUCGAGCAGUUCCUCUCGGACCGCUCGAACAACCGCACAGACGAGUACGGCGGUAGCAUCGAGAACCGCGCGCGCUUCGCGCUCGAGGUCACCGAGGCCGUUGUCAAAGCUGUUGGCGAAGAGCGCACGGGCUUUCGAAUCAGUCCGUGGAGCCCUUACCAAGACAUCAACAUGCCUGACCCCAAGCCUACAUUCGGAUACCUAGCGACGCAGCUUCGUGACCGCUACCCUCGCUUCGCGUACCUGCAUGUCGUCGAGCCCGGCGCGUCUGCAGCGUUCGUGGCUGAUCCAAGUAAAUACGACAAUGACGCCUCCAACGACUUCCUACGCAAGAUCUGGGAUCCCAAGACGCGUCCCUUUAUCUCUGCUGGUGGAUAUACCCGCGAGACAGCUAUCGCGGCUGCCGAGGAGAAAGGGGAUUUGAUUGCUUUCUCUAAACUCUACAUCGCUAAUCCGGAUCUUCCACGACGGUUGAUGGAGGACGCACAGCUGACUACGGCGGACGAAACGACCUUUUACGCUCCUGGGUCGGAGGAUGCGAAGGGUUAUACAGACUACCCCUUCAUGUCUGCGAUCUCCGCCUAG
Messenger RNA from Schizophyllum commune H4-8, 1137 nucleotides. Its product is annotated as FMN-linked oxidoreductase. Gene Ontology annotation, molecular function: NADPH dehydrogenase activity; FMN binding. The transcript is spliced from 4 exons. The record is from RefSeq and is a predicted model, not a curated record. The coding region runs from base 1 to 1137 and encodes 378 amino acids. Lineage: Eukaryota; Fungi; Basidiomycota; Agaricomycetes; Agaricales; Schizophyllaceae.